GGCCGCGGCGGCGGGGAAGGAGGGGUGUCUCAGGUGUCUGCGACCUCGGCGCCGCCCGCCCGGAAGUGCCCGCGGGGCCGCGAUGGAGCUGGCGGAGCCGAGCGCUCGGUAGCACAGCAGGCAAGGCAGUGCCAUGGCCUUGAUUGAAGGGGUGGGUGAUGAGGUGACUGUCCUUUUUGCGGUGCUUGCCUGCCUCCUGCUGCUGGCCCUUGCUUGGGUCUCAACACACACCACUGAGACCACCACGGACCCCCUGCCCCAGACAUCAGGGACUCCAACAGCAGCCCAGCCCAGCGAAGCCAUGGCAGCCACUGACAGCAUCCGAGGGGAGGCUCCAGGGGCAGAGACUCCCAGCCUGAGACACAGAAGUUCAGCUGCACAGCCAGAGCCUGGCACAGGGGUUACAGCAACGCUGCCACCUCCGGACUCCCCACAGGAGCCCCUAGUGCUAAGGCUGAAAUUCCUCAAUGACUCAGAGCAGGUGGCCAGGGCCUGGCCCCACGACACCAUUGGCACCUUGAAAAGGACCCAGUUUCCCGGCCGGGAGCAGCAGGUGCGCCUCAUCUACCAAGGCCAGCUGUUAGGAGACGACAGCCAGACGCUGGGCAGCCUUCACCUCCCUCCCAAUUGUGUUCUCCACUGCCACGUGUCCACGAGAGUCGGCCCCCCACAUCCCCCCUGCCCACCGGGGUCAGAACCAGGCCCCUCCGGGCUGGAAAUUGGCAGCCUACUGCUGCCCCUGCUGCUGCUGCUGCUGCUUCUACUCUGGUACUGCCAGAUCCAGUACCGACCCUUCUUUCCCCUGACCGCCACCCUGGGCCUGGCCAGCUUCACCCUGCUGCUCAGUCUCCUGGCCUUUGCCAUGUACCGCCCGUAGCGCCUCCACGGGCUCUUGGCAAAGCAACCUGCCCUCCUGGACCUCAUUCUCCAAGGCGAGGUGGGAACUGCUGUCUGCCCCGGCCAGCCUCCCCAGCUUGCUUCUUCCCACUACCCUGGAGCCCAGCCCUGCGUCGCAGAGGACUCCGGAGGCUGGGGGAGGCUCCUCCCUGCGAUCUUCACGGCUCUGGGCCACCCCCGGGAGCUGCUGGCACUCAGCCCUCACUGACAGUGGGCUCCUCCACAUCGGGCACCUGCUGUCGCUGCCUUGGCCCUGGGCAGAGCCAGGCCACCCCCCUGGGCCCGCCUUAGUGUCCUGCCGGAGGACCCAGCCACCUCUGGUCCCUGAGAGGCUGAUUUGGGGACCCAGAUCGGGAGGCUGGUGAAAGGGAGCUGGGAGGGACAGAGGUGUCGUCUGGAACAUGUGCAGAUUAAAAUAACUGUGAAGUUUUCA
Molecule: messenger RNA, 1330 nt
Organism: Dipodomys spectabilis (banner-tailed kangaroo rat)
Lineage: Eukaryota; Metazoa; Chordata; Mammalia; Rodentia; Heteromyidae
Gene: Tmub1
Product: transmembrane and ubiquitin like domain containing 1
Exons: 3
Coding region: 134-877 (247 amino acids)
Molecular function (GO): protein binding
Source: RefSeq, a predicted model, not a curated record